This is a messenger RNA of Aspergillus calidoustus, 681 nucleotides long. The record is from the annotation of a GenBank genome assembly. Lineage: Eukaryota; Fungi; Ascomycota; Eurotiomycetes; Eurotiales; Aspergillaceae.
AUGGCGUUCCUUCUCUUCUACCUCCGGCUGGCCAGCAAGACAUCGUACACUUACAGUGUGUAUGCGACAAUGGUCCUGAAUCUACUCAUUGCGGUGGCCCUUUGGUUACUCUACUGCCUUCAAUGCCGUCCACUGCCCGCCUUUUGGAACAGUGCCGCUUAUCCCGACGCAACCUGCCUCGAUACGUCUGUUACUUACUACGUCCCUGUUUCGCUGAACAUCAUGACCGAUUUCAUUAUUCUCUUCCUCCCAAUCCGACCCCUCUGGAACAUCCAAGCCAGCUUGUCCCGUCGUCUUGGUGUGAUUGCUGUGGUCACGGUUGGCGGUGUUGCAGUUGUUGUAUCAUGUCUGCGCAUUAUUGUCUUGCAUGAGUUUGCAGCGAAUCCGGACUUUAGUUAUAUUUUGGGAAAGAUGGUGAUCAUCUCGGCAGUGGAAUUAGACGUGGCAAUUAUGGCCGCAAACGCUCCCUCUCUGAAAGCCGUCUGGCUCAAGCAUGUCAGCGGUUCGCUUAGCGAGUACAUGUCCUCCAUUGCACUGUCCUCGCUCUCGAGAAAGCAGCGGGCAGCCCCGUCCGAACCAUCCGUCAUACGCCACCGCGCCACUCCAAAGAACAACUUUGAUCUCCCCGAUUCGUCAUCUAUGAACAAUCUAGUUGAACCAUCCGGGACCCGUGAGACGUGA